Molecule: messenger RNA, 1247 nt
Organism: Didymella exigua CBS 183.55
Lineage: Eukaryota; Fungi; Ascomycota; Dothideomycetes; Pleosporales; Didymellaceae
Exons: 2
Coding region: 1-1002 (333 amino acids)
Source: RefSeq, a predicted model, not a curated record
AUGUCAAUAUCUGCUGCCGCAGACCGUAGAAACUUCUCUGUCUACCGAGGCCCGCCUCAGGGAGGUACACCAGAAGAUAUGCAAACGCCACCGAGAGCUAAUACUGCAGAAGAAUUCCACGACAGGCGCAGCGCGCGUCAGAGACUGAAUGCAAAGCCUGCACGGAUAUAUCACGACAUGGUCCGACAGACCAGGUUGAGCGACGAGAAACACGUGCAAAAGCUUAUUGCUUUCGUCGAUCGCUCACAACAUCCAUACAUAGGCGUCGGCACUCAUUGCGGUUACAAUUAUAGGCUCGAGCAAAUCACGGGCUUGCUUGUGGUAUCUGAAGAGAACAUUUGGCACGACGAUCCCCACGAGUGUGCUCACGGCUACAUUGUGGGCAUCGACAUCCCCGACGGCUGGCGCCUCACCAACGACACCUCCGUUGAGAGUGUCCGUAGGCGCGCCGGACGCAAGCGCAAGAAUCGCUCCAGUGAGGAGAGCUACUUCAGCGCCUCAAGCUCUUCCUCCGAGGAUAGCACUUUCGACCCAGAGAACAAAUAUGGUUUCGCAUUCAUGCAGCUCGGUAAAGCUAUGAAUAUCAGCGCCUCGGACUUUGAAAAUGCGAAGGUGCAGGCCGAGGAAGAGUCGAAUAUGAGAUGGGAGUACUCUGGUUACGUCGUCGGCGUCACCACUAACGGCCCCGAUGGCAGGCAGCCGGGCACGCCAGGUAAAGUCUGGCUCUUGUAUUACUUCAAUCCACAGGACAAGCUUACUGGCUGCGUCUUUCACCUGGACAAAUCCUCGGAAUGGGGCUAUCUGCUUGGUCAAGAGUGUGGCAAUGGUGACUCAGAGCGUCGUGGAGGCUUCAAGAUCGCCAACAGCUUCGCUGAGCUUAGGCCGGACUUCCAGUGGAACAUCGACAAGUACUUCGAUCGUGUCUAUGAUAUGACUCCGGCCCAGAUAUUCAAAGACCACACUCUUGGCUCUUUCAUCGCCAGGCAACCUCUGAACGCAUAGGUAGCCGCAGAGCUUGCUGCGGCAGAGCUGGAGAGGGAGAGGGUGUCGUACCACCAGGAGAACGUUCGUUUUAGAGAGAGCUCUUCGGAUGAGGAUCACAUGGAAGACUAGAGCGAUGACGACCCGACUGGAACGUCAGCGUGCGUAGGCAGAACAAUAAUGGUCGACCUGAGUGAAAUGCGAAACAUCAACUUCAGAAAAGCUGCAUUACGUGCCCGCGAUCCAGAAUGGAGCGGAUCGGUAUG